UUUUCAUCAUCAAGAACCAGUUCAAUAUCCUAGUACACCGUAUUAAAGAAUUUAAGAUAUACUAUGAUGAGAGCGCGGUUCCCAUUACUGUUGCUGGGAGUUGUUUUCCUGGCAUCAGUUUCUGUCUCAUUUGGCAUUGCGUAUUGGGAAAAGCAGAACCCCAGUCACAACAAGUGCCUCCGAAGUUGCAAUAGCGAGAAAGACUCCUACAGGAACCAAGCAUGCCACGCUCGUUGCAACCUCCUUAAGGUGGAGGAAGAAGAAGAAUGCGAAGAAGGUCAAAUUCCACGACCACGACCACGACCACAACACCCGGAGAGGGAACGUCAGCAACACGGUGAGAAGGAGGAAGACGAAGGUGAGCAGCCACGUCCAUUCCCAUUCCCACGCCCACGCCAACCUCAUCAAGAGGAAGAGCACGAGCAGAAGGAGGAACACGAAUGGCAUCGCAAGGAGGAAAAACACGGAGGAAAGGGAAGUGAAGAGGAACAAGAUGAACGUGAACACCCACGCCCACACCAACCUCAUCAAAAGGAAGAGCAGAAGCAUGAGGAAAAGCACGAAUGGCAACACAAGCAGGAAAAGCACCAAGGAAAGGAAAGUGAAGAAGAAGAAGAAGACCAAGACGAGGAUGAGGAGCAAGACAAAGAGAGCCAAGAAAGUGAAGGUUCUGAGUCUCAAAGAGAACCACGAAGACAUAAGAAUAAGAACCCUUUUCACUUCAACUCUAAAAGGUUCCAAACUCUCUUCAAAAACCAAUAUGGCCACGUUCGCGUCCUCCAGAGGUUCAACAAACGCUCCCAACAGCUUCAGAAUCUCCGAGACUACCGCAUUUUGGAGUUCAACUCCAAACCCAACACCCUUCUUCUCCCCCACCAUGCUGACGCUGAUUACCUCAUCGUUAUCCUUAACGGGACUGCCAUUCUUACCUUGGUGAACAACGACGACCGAGACUCUUACAACCUUCAAUCUGGCGAUGCCCUAAGAGUCCCUGCAGGAACCACAUACUAUGUGGUUAACCCUGACAACGACGAGAAUCUCAGAAUGAUAACACUCGCCAUACCCGUUAACAAACCCGGUAGAUUUGAGAGUUUCUUCCUAUCUAGCACUCAAGCUCAACAGUCCUACUUGCAAGGGUUCAGCAAGAAUAUUCUAGAGGCCUCAUACGACACCAAAUUCGAGGAGAUAAACAAGGUUCUGUUUGGUAGAGAGGAGGGGCAGCAACAAGGCGAGGAGAGGCUGCAAGAGAGUGUGAUUGUGGAAAUCUCAAAGAAACAAAUUCGGGAACUGAGCAAACAUGCCAAAUCUAGUUCAAGGAAAACCAUUUCUUCUGAAGAUAAACCUUUCAACUUGAGAAGCCACGACCCCAUCUAUUCCAACAAGCUUGGCAAGUUGUUUGAGAUUACCCCAGAGAAAAACCCUCAGCUUCGGGACUUGGAUGUCUUCCUCAGUGUUGUGGAUAUGAACGAGGGAGCUCUUUUUCUGCCACACUUCAAUUCAAAGGCCAUAGUGGUACUAGUGAUUAAUGAAGGAGAAGCAAACAUUGAACUUGUUGGCAUUAAAGAACAACAACAGAGGCAGCAACAGGAAGAGCAACCUUUGGAAGUGCGGAAAUAUAGAGCUGAAUUGUCUGAACAAGAUAUAUUUGUAAUCCCAGCAGGUUAUCCAGUUGUGGUCAACGCUACCUCAGAUCUGAAUUUCUUUGCUUUUGGUAUCAAUGCCGAGAACAACCAGAGGAACUUCCUUGCAGGUUCGAAAGACAAUGUGAUAAGCCAGAUACCUAGUCAAGUGCAGGAGCUUGCGUUCCCUGGGUCUGCAAAAGAUAUUGAGAACCUAAUAAAGAGCCAAAGUGAGUCCUACUUUGUGGAUGCUCAGCCUCAGCAGAAAGAGGAGGGGAACAAGGGAAGAAAGGGUCCUUUGUCUUCAAUUUUGAGGGCUUUUUACUGAAUAAGUAUGUAGUACUAAAAUGUAUGCUGUAAUAGCUCAUAGUGAGCGAGGAAAGUAUCGGGCUAUUUAACUAUGACUUGAGCUCCAUCUAUGAAUAAAUAAAUCAGCAUAUGAUGCUUUUGUUUUGUGUA
Messenger RNA from Glycine soja, 2078 nucleotides. RefSeq names its product beta-conglycinin alpha' subunit. Bases 64 to 1947 code for a protein of 627 amino acids. NCBI's taxonomy places the organism in Eukaryota, Viridiplantae, Streptophyta, Magnoliopsida, Fabales, Fabaceae. The record is from RefSeq and is a predicted model, not a curated record. The transcript is spliced from 6 exons.